Molecule: messenger RNA, 3597 nt
Organism: Penicillium cinerascens
Lineage: Eukaryota; Fungi; Ascomycota; Eurotiomycetes; Eurotiales; Aspergillaceae
Exons: 5
Coding region: 1-3597 (1198 amino acids)
Molecular function (GO): protein binding
Source: RefSeq, a predicted model, not a curated record
AUGAGCUUUGGCUUCGGUGUCGGUGAUUUCCUCGCGGUCUUGCAGUUAGCAAAUGACUUGCGAGGCCGCUUUGCGCAAGCACCGAGGGAGUACAAAGCCAUUACGGAAGAGGUCGAGUCCCUUAUUAUUGUUCUCAACCGCAUCGACAGCUUUGAUGAAGAGCAGUUGAAACAACAGAAAGAUGAUGUGAGCCAAGUCAUCCAGAACUGUGACAAUGUUCUUCAGGACCUUGACUCUAGGCUACGAAAAUUUCACGUUUUCGCAAAGGACUCAACUCCAGACUGGACGGACAAAGUGCGCCAGGCGUGGAAAAGGGUCCGAUGGGACCAAGCAGAGAUCAACAAUUUUCGAUCUCGAAUCGUUGUGAAUAUUUCUCUACUGAACCUCAUAAUAAGCAAGGCCAACCAAAUUUCGGAGAGUAGGCAUGAAAUCCAAACUCUUAAUCAAAAACAAGAAGAUCAUGAGCGCGACAGGAUCCUGAGUUGGCUGAGUCCAUCGAGCCCGUCACUACGGCAAAGCGAAGUAUUCAAUUCUCAUCAAAAGGGAACGGGGACAUGGCUUCUGAAAACAGAGGACUUUCAGCGAUGGAUCAGCAGUCAAAAUCAGGUUCUCUUCUGUCCUGGGAUCCCAGGCUCUGGAAAGACAGUCCUCUCAUCAAUAAUCAUUGAUCAUCUAGAGCAAACGUUUCCCAAUCAAGACGACGUCGUGAUCGCAUAUCUCUUUUGUGAUUUUCGGCAGCAGCAUGCACUUGUUCAGCUCUACUCGGCUCUUCUGAGACAAGCCGUACAACGAAAACGCUCGAUACCGGAAAGUGUCAAAUCAUUUUACAAAAAGUACUCUACAAAAGCAACCAUUCCUUCGGAGGAUGCGAUACUCGGUGAAUUACGAUCUGUUCUUGCUUCGUGCGAAAGAGCUUUUGUAGUGAUCGAUGCACUUGAUGAAUGUGCAAUUUCUGAUGGUAACCACACCGUUCGCCAUUCAUUUAUUCGUGAGCUUGUUCAGUUACAGAAAGAAGAGGGGUUUAAUCUCCUUGCGACUUCCCGACAAGACCAGGAAAUUGUGGCUCACUUUGAGGGGUUUCCUUCCGUGGAAAUACAAGCGAGCAGUGAAGACAUUCAGUACUACGUUGACGUUCGUUUGAAUGACCUUCCGUCUUUUGUUCGAAAAAGAGAGAAAUUGAAGGAGGCAAUCAAGGAUGGUAUCACCGAGGCAGCCAAAGAGAUGUACGAAUUUAUCUGCAGUCGCAUUGAAGAGGUUCUAAUAUGUCUUAGGUUUCUUCUUGCUUGGCUUUAUUUAAAUAUUCUCUCGGACGAAUCGAACGAAAAGGGGAUUCGAAGAAUGCUAGAAGUGUUUCGCACUGGCUCUCAGUCCAACGCUUAUGAUCAUGCCUAUAGUGAAACUGUGAGCAGAAUCGAGCGUCAAGGGGCAAAUGCGUCAGCCCUUGCGAAGAAAACCAUCGGAUGGAUCAUAAACGCUAAAAGAUCUCUGACGACUGCCGAGCUUGAACAUGCCCUGGCGAUUGAGCUUGAGACUUCCGAAUUUGAUGAGACAAAUAUCACCGAUGCUGAGCAAUUGACUUCGUAUUGCUGUGGUCUAGUUCUUGUCGAUGAACAAACGACCGAAGUGAAACUUGUCCACUACACCACUCAAAAGUACUUUGAACGCACCUUGAAGAGUUGGUAUCCCGAGAUUCUGGAAGAUAUCACGAACAGCUGUUUGACAUACGUGUCAUACGACGUAUUUGAGGAAGACCGGUUUGAGGCCAAAGAAGAGGUUGAACGAAUCCCUGUCGAAUACCCGUUCUACUCCUACUCCUCUCUGAAUUGGGGACAUCAUUUCCGGGAAGCUCCUGGAGACCGGUCGAUACUCUUGAAAUUUCUUCAGAACGAAGCCAAAUUGAUUGGAUAUGACCGCUGCGGCUUUGAGCCUCUGAAUUGGAAACCCAGCCCCAAAACCAGUGAUAUAAAGGCAGAACACAUUGCGGCCUAUUUUGAUCUGGAGCAUCUGAUGCAAGAGCUUCUUGAGACAAACCCGAACAAUUUGAACAUUCAAGAUUCGAGAAAACAGACGCCAUUGUUCCUGGCCGCAAGUCACGGGCGUGAAUCAGUGGUAAAGCUGCUUUUAAAUAUGGGCGCCAAGGUUGAUCUUCCAGACAAGGAUGGCAAAUCACCAUUACAUGAGGCUGCGGAAGAAGACUAUGAAAAGAUAGCCCAGAUACUCCUGGACAAGGGCGCCGACAUUGAAAUGAGAAAUUCAAACAACUAUACUCCAUUAUACCUCGCCGCAGGCAGGGGCUAUGACACAAUGACCACGUUGCUUCUAGAUAGAGGCGCCAAUGUCGACUCUAUGAGCGAUGAUGGUAGGACGGUAUUGCAUGCGGCUGCAAUGCACGGUACUGUGACUGUCGUCAAGGCGCUCCUAGACAGAGGCGCCAACCCCGAAAGCAAGACCAAGGCUGGUGAGGUCCCGUUGCAUGAUGCAUCGUUAAACGGCAACUGGGAGGUCGUCAAACUGUUUUUGCAGAAGGGUGUAAGCCCCGACAUAGCCAACGACGAAGGCGAAACGCCGCUACUUAAGGUUUCUGAAUAUUUUCUCUACCAUUGGACCAAUCAGAAACAGCACAACGCCACAUUCGAGCUUCUCCUUAACAAGGGUGCCAGCACUGAAUUGGCUGUCGAGAAAAAGCGUGUGGAAACUGUCAGAAUUCUCCUAGACCGGGGAGCCAGCGUUGAUACCAUGAGUCGAAGUAGACAAACACCAUUGCACAUCGCAGCAAAAACAGGCAAUAAGACCAUAGUGAUGAUGCUCUUAGACAAGGCCGCCAAGGUCAAUGUCUUCGAUUUAUUUGGCCAGACUCCAUUGUUCUGGUCUUCUUUGGGCGGACAUGAGUCUGUGUCAGGGCUGCUCUUAAACAAAGAUGCCAACCCCAACCCCAACCCCCCGUGCUCUGGACCCCAACAAUUACCCUCGGCAAACAUCGAAGGUGGCCACGAAGUAGCUCUGAGGGCUUUGUUUGAAGAACAAAGCAGCCCUGAUCAAUUCAAUGUCUAUCAUCGAACUGCUUUUCAUAUGGUGAGUGCCAUAGGGCACACAUCGAUGGCAAGACUUUUGCUUUCAGCUGGAGCAAAGCCGGAUACCCCAGAUCGAUACGGAAGAACACCACUGUUUAAUGCUGUCUGUGGAGGCCAUUCGGACAUGGUUCAACUGUUACUCGACUUGCCAGGGGUUGACGGAUCCCGUCCCGACAUCUGGGGGCUGACCCCUGCUCUCGAGGCCCGGAAGAGGAAGUUACGUGAGAUCAGGGGCCUCCUUAAUGGCAAAAUUGGAAACCUAGAAGCAGGUAGGGAAUCAAGUGCAGAAUCAAGCGAAGAACCAAGCGCAAAAUCAAGCGCAAAAUCAAGCGCAGAAUCAAGAGCAAAAUCAAGCGUGGAGUCCCCAUCCGUGGCACAGGAUGAUGAUGGAUUUUGUGAUAUUUGCCUAGGACGCCUUUCGGAGGAAAAGGAGUUCUAUUCGUGUGACUAUCUCAAACUGGAGAAAGAGAUCUACAAGCCUCCCUCGACCUCGACCCCGCUCGCGGACCUAUGCGUGUGCAUGUAA